Messenger RNA from Cicer arietinum (chickpea), 2141 nucleotides. RefSeq names its product probable receptor-like protein kinase At2g42960. The record is from RefSeq and is a predicted model, not a curated record. Gene Ontology annotation, biological process: protein phosphorylation. Gene Ontology annotation, molecular function: ATP binding; protein kinase activity. NCBI's taxonomy places the organism in Eukaryota, Viridiplantae, Streptophyta, Magnoliopsida, Fabales, Fabaceae.
CUCUCUCUAUAUAUAUAUAUAUACACACACACAAAACAUGCUUCAUUUUGUUCUCUUCCUGUCGUGUUUCUCAUCAACUACAAUACCCAUCAACCAUUUCACCAUUUUUUCACUUUCUCUUUUCCAAAACCUACCUAUUCUUUAUCGCCCUUUUCAUUUUUUCACAUAAAAAUUAGAUUUUUAUCUUGUAUUACCUGUCAAUUUUUUGUUUUUUAAUAUCUUAAUUCUUACCCUGUGAUUAUUUAUUUUUUUGGGUUCAGUUGUUGUCUAGUGGGGUGCUAUUGAAUCCGGAUUUUGUUGUAGGGUUUGUGUGUUUUCUGUGUCUGUUAUGCACAUUGAGUUUGUUAGUUCAAAAAGAAGUGUGAAAUUUGUUCUUCUUUGUGUGAUCAUGACCUUGGAUCAACACAAAGAUAGGAAUGCCUUGAUUCUACCGAUUGAAGAACUUUGGGGACAGAAUUGAUUGACUCGUCGUAACUAUUAUGUCAUCCAAAAGUUCUUUGGAUGUUGAAUUGUCAAAGAAGACAUCGUUUUUGGGUUUGAAAAGAUGGGUUUUGAUUGGUAUCGGUGUUGGUGCAUUUAUAGUGCUGAUUCUUUGUAUAUUGUCUAUAUGGGUGAUGUUUCGGAGGAAGUCUAGGAGAUUGUUGGACAAGUCCCAAAUACCAAAUGUGUCAAAAGAUAUCAAUGUUGACAAGGUUGGAAAUGUGUUUGUUCCUAUUCAUGAUAAUAAUUCAGAUAUGAUGUCGGUUCAUAUGAGGAUGGGCAAAUUCAGUGAUCCUGAUAGUGUCAGUCAGUGCAGCGGCAACUCAAUUUAUCAUCACGAGAGAGGAUUUAGUUCGCUGUCAGGGGAAGAAGGGAACUCGGGUAAUUUCAAGAAGCAUCCGACAUUGUCAAAUGGAGGAGGGCCAAUGACUACCUCUCCUUUGAUCGGCUUGCCAGAAUUUUCUCACCUUGGGUGGGGACAUUGGUUUACACUUAGAGAUCUCGAACAAGCAACCCGUUGUUUUGCAGCUGAGAACGUUCUUGGUGAGGGUGGAUAUGGGGUUGUUUACAAGGGUAAACUGAUCAAUGGAACCGAGGUUGCAGUGAAAAAACUUCUUAACAACUUGGGACAAGCAGAGAGAGAAUUCAGGGUUGAAGUGGAGGCUAUAGGCCAUGUUAGACAUAAGCAUCUUGUGCGCCUGCUUGGAUAUUGCGUAGAAGGAGUUCACAGGCUGCUGGUGUAUGAAUAUGUGAACAAUGGUAACUUAGAACAAUGGUUACAUGGGGACAAGUACCAACUUGGGACACUUACCUGGGAGGCCCGCAUAAAAGUUAUACUAGGCACAGCCAAAGCGCUUGCAUAUUUACAUGAAGCAAUAGAACCAAAAGUUAUUCACCGGGAUAUAAAGUCCAGCAACAUAUUGAUCGAUAAGGAGUUCAAUGCAAAGGUUUCUGAUUUUGGUUUGGCCAAACUUUUGGAUUCAGGAGAAACUUACAUAACUACUAGAGUAAUGGGAACUUUUGGUUAUGUGGCACCAGAAUAUGCCAAUAGUGGUUUGUUAAACGAGAAGAGUGACAUUUACAGCUUUGGUGUCCUCCUGCUUGAAGUGGUUACCGGACGGGAUCCUGUAGAUUAUGCGCGUCCUUCUAAUGAGGUUAAUCUUGUUGAAUGGCUCAAGAUGAUGGUGGGGGCAAGGAGGGCCGAGGAUGUUGUGGACUUGAACAUUGAAGUUAAACCAUCUGCACGCGCUUUGAAGCGUUCCCUUCUGGUUGCACUUAGGUGUAUUGAUCCAGAUGCAGAAAAGAGGCCCAAAAUGAGUCAAGUUGUAAGGAUGCUUGAAGCUGACGAAUAUCCUUUCCGAGAGGAUCGGAGGAAUAGAAAGAGCGUGGCUACCAGCAUGGAAAUCGAAACAGUCAAUGAUAUUUCUGGUCCAUCCAAUGCUGAGAAGGCGAGUCAUUCUAUAAGCUCCGUGCCAGAAACAACUCAAGGAUAGGAUUGACAACCACAUGUACAAUUCCUGUUGUACUUAUACCAAUUCCAUUAACUAAUUUAUACCUUAUAUCUCCAAGGUUAUGUAUCUCUGACAAAAUUUUGCUGCAUCUGACAAAAUAUAUGAAGAUAAUGAAACAAUUUUUUUUAUUCAAUGUGGCCAUUCAAGAUA